AUGUUGGGAAAACAUUCGAAAUUAUUUUUCACGGUUUCUAUUUGUGCUUUAAUCGUUUCCAUUGUAAUAACCACAUGGGGUUUUCCUAAAAUCAUCAAACGUCAGGUACAAAAGAAUGUCCAAAUCGACAACUCAUCGGUAAUGUUUGAAAAAUGGCGAAAACUCCCAAUGCCUCUCACCUUCAAGGUGUAUAUAUUUAACGUCACGAAUCCUGAUGAAGUCAUUGACGGAGAGAAGCCAAAACUUGCCGAAAUUGGACCAUAUGUUUAUAAGGAGUACCGAGAAAAGACCAUUCUGGGCUACGGCGAAAACGACACCGUGCAGUACAUGCUGAAGAAGUCUUUCGUCUUCGAUGCGCAGGCAUCAGGGACACUGACAGAGAACGACGAGCUCACUGUCAUCAAUUUGACUUACAUGGGAGUGCUACUGACGGUGAAUACUAUGAUGCCAGCCAUAGUUGGCGCGGUUAACGAGGCUCUGGGAAGCUUCUUCGGUAACUUAACAUACCCAUUCAUGCAGAUAAAGGUGAAGGACUUGCUGUUCGACGGAACCUAUCUGAACUGCGACAGCGAGAGUUCUGCUUUGAGUUUGGUCUGCGGAACUUUACGAGUAAAGAGACCAACUACAAUGCGACCAUCAGAUGACGGCAAAGGAUAUUACUUCUCGAUGUUCGACCAUUGGAAUACAUCGAUCGGUCCAUACGAAAUGGUGCGAGGUACGGAGAAUGUUAAUGAGCUUGGUCACAUAGUUUCAUAUAAGGGAAAGCGCACGAUGAAGGAAUGGGGCGACCCGUACUGCGGCCAGAUAAACGGCUCUGACGCUUCAAUCUUCCCGCCGAUAGACGAGAGCAAUGUACCAGAAAGGCUGUAUAACUUCGAACCGGAUAUUUGCAGGUCGUUAUUCGUGAGCCUGGUCGGGAAGCGGUCCAUUUUCAACAUGACCGCCUAUUAUUACGAGUUACCAGAAUCGGCGCUGGCUUCUAAAAGCGCUAAUCGAGACAACAAAUGCUUUUGUAAAAAAAAUUGGAGCGGAAGUCACGACGGUUGCCUCCUAAUGGGCGUGUUGAACCUGAUGCCGUGCCAGAGCGCGCCGGCAAUCCUCUCCCUCCCCCAUUUCUAUCUUGGCUCUGAGGAGAUCCUGGAGUACAUAUAUGACGGUGUCUCGCCAGACAGUAAAAAGCAUAAGAGCUUUAUUUAUCUCGAUCCGGUAACAGGAGUGGUGAUAAAAGGAGCACAACGGAUCCAAUUUAACAUAGAGCUUCGCAAUAUGCCGACAGUACCUCAACUGGAAAAAGUGCGGACGGGAAUCUUCCCACUAUUAUGGUUUGAUGAGAGUGCAGAAAUACCAGUGUCCAUUCAGGAGGAACUGAAACAUUCACAUAUGUUAUUAAGUUACGUAAAUACCAUCCGAUGGGUGAUACUAGUUGUUGCUGUUGCAGCAACAAUAGCAGGUGCUAUAGCAGUUGCUCGUUCAGGAGUUAUACCCGCUUGCGCUCCUCAUAAUAGCGUUAGUUUUUUAAUGCAUCCUGCUCAUGCAGCCACACUGGAUAUUAAUAAGCACUAA
Molecule: messenger RNA, 1563 nt
Organism: Parnassius mnemosyne (clouded apollo)
Lineage: Eukaryota; Metazoa; Arthropoda; Insecta; Lepidoptera; Papilionidae
Source: the annotation of a GenBank genome assembly